Molecule: messenger RNA, 1625 nt
Organism: Gambusia affinis (western mosquitofish)
Lineage: Eukaryota; Metazoa; Chordata; Actinopteri; Cyprinodontiformes; Poeciliidae
Gene: aqp10b
Product: aquaporin 10b
Biological process (GO): water transport; glycerol transmembrane transport
Cellular component (GO): plasma membrane; basolateral plasma membrane
Molecular function (GO): water channel activity; urea transmembrane transporter activity; glycerol channel activity
Source: RefSeq, a predicted model, not a curated record
GAGAUCCAGUAAAUCUUCCCUGCUGCUUUGAUUCUGCUCUCAGAAUGUCGUAUAAAAUUAUCUUCUCUCCUCUGCUAAUAAAAACAAAACAAAAAACACCUCAGCCUUGCAAUAAACCCUGUGACGUGAAGUCCAGCAUCAGAGGGCAAACUGUGCUCAGUGAGGCAGAAGGAGCAGAGCCGUGCAGAUCACACACACCUGACCGCAGCGUCUCGAGAGCUCACCUGGGGUCAGAGGGCGUCUGCGGGAUGGAGAGGCUGCUGAGGAGGUGCCGGAUCAGAAACCCUCUGGUCAGGGAAUGCCUGGCCGAAUGCCUCGGGGUUUACACCCUGAUUUUGUUUGGAUGUGGCACCGUUGCACAGGUGACGACGUCUCAAGAAAAAAAUGGCCAGUAUCUCUCCAUCAACCUUGGCUUUGCUUUGGGGGUAACAUUCGGGGUCUUUGUGUCCCGUGGAGUCUCAGGCGCUCACCUGAAUCCUGCAGUUACUCUGAGUUUGUGCGUUUUGGGGAGACAUCCAUGGGUGAAACUUCCUUUAUAUACCUUCUUCCAAGUGCUUGGAGCCUUUCUGGGUGCAGCCACAGUUGGUCUGCAGUACUAUGACGCCAUCCAGAGUUACAGCGGGGGUCAGCUGACGGUGACGGGUCAAACAGCUACAGCAGGAAUAUUCAGCACUUAUCCAGCUGAAUACCUCAGUUUGGGGGGAGGCUUCUUGGACCAGGUGAUCGGCACCGCUGCUCUGCUGCUGUGUAUCCUGGCUGUAGGGGACCAGAGGAACACCUCCAUACCCGAUUAUCUUCAGCCCCUCCUGGCCGGAGCCUCGGUCCUGGUUAUCGGCGUCUCCAUGGGCUCAAACAGCGGAUACGCCCUGAACCCGGCCAGAGAUUUUGGACCUCGCUUCUUCACUUACAUUGCUGGCUGGGGAGAUGACGUUUUCAAGGCUGGAGGUGGUUGGUGGUGGGUCCCGUUAGUCGCUCCCUGCAUCGGAGGUUUGGUAGGAACUCUGAUCUAUGAGCUGCUGGUUGAAGUCCACCAUGCAUCCCUCUCUCCGGAGGAUCAGCCUUCAUGUCAAGAAACCACCGAGGGAAAGUCUCUGGAGCUGGAGGGAGUGGAACCAAGCAGUGGAAAGUCUGAAUAGCUGUCAAAUUGUGCUUUACCAAAGACUAAAGUCUGUUAUCAGGCAGACAAGCAAGAUCAGCAGUAGAAUACCUUGGAAGAACCUUUACAGCUAUUUAAUGAUGAUCAUAAACCUAAUUUGUCAUUUCUGAGUAACCUAAGAGUCUGAAGCAGUUUAGUUCUGAACUUUAAUCAAAUCCAAAAACUGAAUCAGAACAAGGAUCUGAGAUCUAUGUCACGUUCUAGAUGGGGUCUGGGAAACCAGUGGGAUUUGAACACAGACAGUGUUGAGCAUAUCUGAAGUAGUUCAGGAAGUCUGAUAUUACUUUCUAAUUUGAGCAUUGAGAUAAUGGAGAAAGUGGGCCAAGAAUUGAGCCUUGAGGAACCCCAAAUCUUUGUUCAUUCAGAUUUACUACUGACUGACGCAGCAUAGCUCUGGUCAGCCAAGAAAGAUGUGAACUAAUCCAGAUAUAUUCUUGUGAGCCAUAAAAAUUUAGUUUUCAGUUUUCUA